Molecule: messenger RNA, 4332 nt
Organism: Ipomoea triloba (trilobed morning glory)
Lineage: Eukaryota; Viridiplantae; Streptophyta; Magnoliopsida; Solanales; Convolvulaceae
Product: CST complex subunit CTC1
Exons: 17
Coding region: 17-4021 (1334 amino acids)
Biological process (GO): telomere maintenance via telomere lengthening; positive regulation of DNA replication
Cellular component (GO): CST complex
Molecular function (GO): single-stranded DNA binding; telomeric repeat DNA binding
Source: RefSeq, a predicted model, not a curated record
CCAAACUAUCCUGUAAAUGGGCGACGAAACCGUCAAAAUCGUUAAGCUGUCGGAGCUUGUCGGAAGUUCUCAACCGGUCACCGGAGCAUAUUCUAUCAUUAGCAGCCCUUCCGUCUCUGUUUCGGAGUCUACUCGAAAUUUCGGAGCUCGAAACGGACCUGAUAGAGGCUCUCACCCGGGUACUGCAAUUCCCGACCCGAAAGUUCUGAAAUCCUUAAAGGCUCCAGUUCUUCUCACCGGAACCCUAACUCUCCCCCCUCACAACGACGAUUCAGCUUCUGAAUGCAAUUGCUUUCAGUUCUCUGACGGUUCAGCUACUAUCUGCUGCGACAUUCUCCAGUUUGACCUGAAGAUAAUUGGUCAAAAGAUCAGAAUAUUGGCCUGGAAUUUCAUCCCUCUUAGGCGUAAUGGUGGUUUUCUGGAGAUUAUUCGAUGGGAUUUUCUAGAGCCUUCUUCGGUCUUGAGCACGUUUUCUCUGUUUUCGGGUUCUAGUACUAAUUGUACUGAUCUUGCAAAAGCUCGGCCUUGUUUAACUGGAGCAGUAGAGUCGGUUAGCCCUGUUUCGGUUGUUCCGUGUAUAAGUUCGAGUACCGGUGAGAGUAAUGUUUCAAGGAGUCUUCGUGGAUUUCUUGCGAAAAUGCUAGUCUGUGAGUGUAAAUUGUGUAGAUGUACAUAUUCAACAAUUGAAUUGCAUAAUUCGAAAGAACAUAUACGUAAUCAUUGCUUUAACAAGGCCCUGAUUGUUUAUUUUUGCGGGCCUGCUUCAGUUUGGCAUCCAGUAAUUACUAGAUUAGUUGGAAGUAUAGUUUCUUUGUUGGGGUUGAAGAAGAAAUUGGUGUAUAUAAUGAAAGAGACAUCUCAGUUGGUGUAUGUAACAGUGGAAGAAUCUUUGAUGAGAUUGUCUUACUUGCAAGAUCAAUUUAUACAAGUCCAGAAGACUGAUAUCAGAGGGAAUGGUGAAUGUGGUAGUUAUAGUGGGAUUGUUACAGGCAUUUACAUGCAGGGAAUGAUUGUUGAGUUGGAUCAAGAAGUAAUGCUAAUGUUAACUGAUGACGAUAUCACUGUGCCUCAUGGUUUGAGAGUUGGUGCAAUUGUGUCUGUAAAAAAUGUUCACUUUGUGAAUCCGAGGUUUUCUUGGGAAAAAUUUCUUAUGCUGGGAUCUUGCGUUAAGACUAGCAUUUCUGUGAAAUCAUUCUCCUCAUUAGAAACAGUAUGCUAUACCAAGUCCCAACGUCAGAGCCUUCUGAGUAAGUUUAUUGACUCAUUGACCUUCAUUGCUAGGCUUUGGGUAUUACUUCUCAUUGCAAGUUUUAAGAGAAAGUUCAACGGGAUCUUAUCUAUGAAGGAGAUAUUGGGAUCAAAAAAUAAGGAAGGACUAGCUCAGCUUUAUGCAAGAUCACGUUUACCUGUGUCAGCAUUCUUCCCUCAGCGUGGAAUAUUUAUGGAAUUCUGCAAGCAUGAUAGAUGUGGCUGUGGAAGUGAAGUGAAUUAUUUUCAUUCUAGUUUAGUGGUACCAUUUUCUAAUUUAAUAAGUUAUUGUGAGUCUAUUUGGAUGAAAAUGUGGUCGGAUCAGGAGAGAGAUUAUGAUAUCAUGGGCUGGAAAGACCAAUGCAACUCGAUAUCUUGUGGGAGCAGAGAUCAUGUGCAGUUAAUAAGGAGAGCUGUCCACAGUGAUGAAAUAGGUAUUGCUUUGGUUGGAUGCCUAAAGAUUUCUGAAUCUUCUGGAAGGUUGCAACUAGUUGAUGCAACUGGAAGCAUUGAUGUUAUACCAGACAUUUCAUUGAAUUGGAAUGUUAACAGGUUAUACGAGGUAAAGAAAUUCACUCUCAGUAUGGAAGGCAUACCUAAAAAGAUGGAUCAUAUGAAUUUACUCCAAAAUGAACCUUUUACGUGUCGACAUAUUUUCACCAGUGGCCCAUCCAUUAGGGAGAUUAAUAUGUCUCUCCAUCUUUCCUAUAAUGUGGCAGACAAAAUAUCCAUAGAUCAUCCAGUUUCUGAUUGCAUCAAUAUGAAAGAGACCUUUCAGGAGCUUGAAAGUGGAAAGUUUCACCUGCUUUGGAUAAAGCAUAAAUUUCCCAUCCUGCAAAAGUAUCAACAUCAUCAAGGCAUUUCAAGUAAAUCAAGUGUGUUUGCUGAGGCUCUAGUUCUGCCUUGGGAUCUGCAUAUUGCUGAGAAUAACGGAGAUGCACUUUCUGCACCUUUUUCUGACCUACUGAAGGAUUCCAUGGAAUGUCUAAGCAGAAGUUUACCUCCUUGUAAAAAGGGAAAAAUUGGCCAUCCAUCAACAGGGAAAUAUUGUAAUUUUAGUUGCCUGUCAGAAGUUCCCUGUCUUGUUACUGGUAGAAGAGUCAAUUCCCAUUGCAUUGGCAGGCUGCAAUGCAAUAAUGUUGGUGUAAAGUUUGGCUGUUCUGAACAUGAAAUGAGAAAGGCAUUACUGGAGUUCAGCUUUGAAGCCUUUUCCUUUUACGAGGCCAUGAAAAUUGGUUGUUAUUACAUCAUAAAGCAUCACAAUGACGAUAUGUUAUGUACAUCAUCAGAUGGUGGUAAAGUAUUUUUGAAUUCUAGAAAUCAUAUUUGGAGCCUUUCGUUCUCAACAGAUGAGAUUCUCCAAAAUUCGAAUUCAUCAUCUAUAUUUCCACAAGGUAGUUCAAUUGUCAACGACAAUGAGGUUUCUCCUGAAGGCUAUCAUCAACAACAAAUUCCACCCUCGGAACCAAACAGCUUAAGAACUGAAAUACAUACUGAUGUUAACUUGUUUCUGUCUUCUGCCUUCAUUAGCCUCCUUGAGGAUAAAUUCAAGUUGCCAAAGGUAGGUCUGAUCGAUCCUCUUGCUUCAUCCGAAGAAGAAACUGAGAUCAAUUAUUGCAGUGGCACCACGGUUACUCCUUUAAUGCAACCCCAUGGAACAAGAUAUUCUGGCCGCCAUUUACCCAAAGGAGAUCUAAUAUCUUUAUGUGGACGAGUACAGGCUAUUCAUUAUUUAGAUGAGAAAUCACUUUCUGUACCUCUAAGGUGUGAAGUCCAUAGCGGUGCUCUUCAUUCAAUGUUCUUUGAAGAAAAAAGUUUCUGUGUCCAUCUUAUGGUGGAUCAGAAGAUGGUAAGGAUUUGUGGUGCUUCACAUAAGCAUGCUUGCCCUGCUGGAUUUGGAAAAGGUGUCACUGCAACAUUUCAUCGAAUCCUUGUGCUCAGUGGGCAGGAUAGUUUCAUGCUGAUACCUGCAUCUUUCAUCAGUGUACACUCUAGAAGUGAGAUUUAUGAUGCAUUUGAUGAUAUGAGCCAUUAUGCUCCUGCUGAUGCAGAAUCACUUAGUGUGGCUUCAUCUAGCGAUGUGCCUAAAGCUUUGAUUUAUGAAAUGAUGCAUUGCUCGAAGACUAAGCCAUUGCAGCUGCGUGGCAGGGUUGUAGCUGUUUAUGCCCUCAUCCUGGAGAACAAGGAUGCUAUCCACUCUUGGCAAAGGAUAAAGUCCAAAUCUAGCUCAUCUUUGAUUAACAUCCCACUUGCCGGGUUUGUCUUAGAUGAUGGGUCAUCUUCCUGCUGUUGCUGGGCUAACUGUGAGCGCGCAACAGCUUUUCUUGGAUUACAUUCUAAAGAGCAUUGCAAAGCAUGUGAAAAAUCCUCGUGGAGCUCAAGAAAGAGCAGAAAAGAUAAAAACUGCAGUUCGAUUGGCUGCCGUUUGAACAAAGUAAUUAAGCGCCAUGGCAGGGUUGUCGUGAAAAACCAUGGAUCAACAUCUGAUCCUUCAUUGCAGGACCUAAUGUUCGCUGUCAACUCAGAUGAAAUCAUUAGCAGCUCAGAGGAAGACUUCCUCAGGUCUCUGAUUCUAAAAGCUUGUUCCAGCACCAGUUUGAAUGUCGUCGCUAGUCUCAUGAAUUCAGAAGCGACCAAUGCACUCAAACAACAUUUGACUGGACUAGAUAUGGUGAUGCCUCAUGUGAAGAAUGUCUGGGCAUUAGGAGUUGAUCACAUAGAACCUCUUGCAGAGGCAAGAAACAUCAUUCAAGAACUUGUUGAUAAUACCUGAUUGACCAGACAAAUCUGUGCCAUAUUAGCGGCUCUGUAUAGCCUGGAGUGCUUAAGAUGUGACUGUAAAUAGCUUUUUGGUAAAACUACUGAAAGAGUGGCAAACUCUUUGCUGCUUUUUCAUUUUUGUUUACCUAUAUUAUCCAAGUUGUGCUAGGUGGUCACGUCUUUAGACUUAUAGUCAGUACACUCAAGGGUGUGUCACGAGUAAAUAUCAAGGAAAGUCGUCGAACUUGUAAUUUUGUAAUUAUAAGUUAAUAGGCGAAUCAACUUAGCUGAAGUUGUCUUACAUUAUAAAUGAUGAUUAGUACU